Trypanosoma grayi is the source of this 1236-nucleotide messenger RNA. RefSeq lists its product as hypothetical. The transcript has a single exon. Lineage: Eukaryota; Euglenozoa; Kinetoplastea; Trypanosomatida; Trypanosomatidae. The coding region runs from base 1 to 1236 and encodes 411 amino acids. The record is from RefSeq and is a predicted model, not a curated record.
AUGAAGGAGGAGGAGAGUGCGCUGGAGAGAGCGAAGAGAGGUGAGUUGGCCGCCAGAGGUGCUCAGGCUGCACUGCAGAUGGCGAAAGAGGCAGCAGAAGGGGCCAUGCAGGCAGUGGAGGAGGCAGUAAAGCAGGCAGUGAAGGAGGUAGCGAAGGAGGUUCAGUUGAAUGCUGAUGCUGAAAACAGUGUAGCGAGAAAAUCUUUGAAUACAGCUACAAUUGUUACAAAUGCUGCGGCCGUACUGUUGCUGCCCAAUCCGUCGUCUUCGGGAGCGCAGCCUACAGGUGUAAGUGACACGACAGUCAAGCUAAAGACAAAAGCACAGGAGGUAAAGGAGGUGCAGAAGGCAAAAGAAGAAUCCACUAAACUGUUGCAGAGUGCCGCAAAAAUAAAAUUGGAGGCUGAGGGCCCACUGCAGAAGGCCAAGGACGCAGUGUUCAAAGCAGAAGAGGCGCUGCAAAUGUUUCGUUGGGCGGAGGCGAAUGCAACAGAUGCGGAUCAGCACGUCAAGAAAGCAGUGGAGGCUGCAAAGGCAGGAGCGACGGCGGCAAAGGACGUGGCUUACAAUUGCUUUGUUCAAGUGGAGAGGGCAUACAAUGCAUCGCUGGCGGUUGGGCGGUCAGUGAACGAAACAGAUACAGCAGCGCGGGAAGCUCACAGCGUGGCCGAAAAGCUUGAUAAAAACGAAAUUACGGCUGAAUGGGUAAAAACGUUGAUUGGUGCGUAUCGAAAGGCACAACCAGCCCGUGAAGCAUUUUACAUUGCUGUGUCGGUGUUCAGAGAUGUACAAACAUUCGGUAACAAAGCAGCAGAGAGUGCCGAUGUCACAUUGGCCUCCAUUGAGGGCCAACUGCGGACAGCUGCAACUGGUGUUGAUAAAAGUGUGUCUGCGGGGUCAAGAGCUGAGGCCGUGCUGAAGGAAGCAAGGCAGGAGUUGAAACAACUUCAGGAACAAGCGGGAAAGUCGGGCGCGCCUGAGACUAAAGAGGAGCAGCAGGAACAGGGUUCAGUGAUGAGGGACGAGCACAGUCUUCCGCCACAAUCCGAGGGCGGUGCCGCAGUGGCUCCUGGGAAGAAGGAUGGCUCACGUCCCUCAGCAACAGAGGCCACCACCGUUCCUGGGGCUGAUGCUGAUGCUACGCCCGCUCUCGCCAGCAAUACUGAUGGCAGCAGCAACCCUGCGUUGGUGUAUGCACCACUGCUGCUGCUUCCGGUCUGUGUGUCUCUCUGGUAA